Aphis gossypii (cotton aphid) is the source of this 2684-nucleotide messenger RNA. RefSeq names its product E3 ubiquitin-protein ligase UHRF1-like. Gene Ontology annotation, molecular function: protein binding; ubiquitin protein ligase activity. The coding region runs from base 309 to 2627 and encodes 772 amino acids. NCBI's taxonomy places the organism in Eukaryota, Metazoa, Arthropoda, Insecta, Hemiptera, Aphididae. The transcript is spliced from 13 exons. Gene Ontology annotation, biological process: protein ubiquitination; negative regulation of gene expression via chromosomal CpG island methylation. The record is from RefSeq and is a predicted model, not a curated record.
UACGGUGCGCAGUAUCGAUUAUCGAAUUCGAACACGUUUUCCGUUACUUGUCGGUCGUUUCACUUGUUGUGUGUGUGUGUGUGUGUCGUAUCUCGAUACAUCGUGUGACUCUCGUUGUUCGGUUAUUUACCGGUCGUCUUUUGCGCGCGCUCUCGUCGUCCGUCAUUUCUUGUCGCGUCAGCGGUCCACUGACCACUACUGAGCAGGGGCAGUAGCCACAUUGAAAGUGCAAAAACUUACCUUACCGCUAUCCCGCUUUGGGCUGCACCGACGUGGUUUAGUUGAGCGAGGAUAACAACGCCGUCGCCAUGCACGUGCUAGUGAGGAUGAUGAAUUCCGGUGUGUCGAUCGCCAUACCCACGUCUAGGACGACGAAGAUCGGUGACUUGAAGACGCUCGUCGAGAAGAAAUUCGACGUCAAACCGGAAAACCAGCGUUUGUUCUUCGCCGGCAAACAGCUUGAAAACCAGUAUAACCUCUUUGAUUAUAGUAUUAAUAUAAACGAUGUUAUACAAUUGAUAGUUAUGGAAACUAUAACUGAAAAUAACUCUAUUAAAAAUUUGCCUCUAAAAGCUCCUAAGAAUUCAAAAGAUGAAACAUAUAAUCAAAGUUGUUCUACAGCCACCAGUUCUGCAAUAGAAGAAAAUGACUUAGAGGAUAUUUCUGAGAAUAGCAAGUAUUUCAAAUUAGGCGAUUAUGUUGAUAUAAGAGAUUUUGAAUAUGGUUUGUGGUACAUGGGUAAAAUAGUGAAAAUAAAAAAAGAUAAUUCUGUAGAAAAUGGACAAACUUCUUAUGAUAAAGAAGAGGAACAUGAUGGACUUAUUUAUUUUGUAGAAGAUGCAGGAGCUUCUAAUGAUCCGCCCACUGAAGUUACAUUGAAAGAUAUAAGACCAUAUUCUACUGAAAAUUUGCCAUUUGAUCAAUUAAAAAUUAAUGAUAAAGUUCUUAUGAAUUAUAAUACUGAGCAUCCCAAAGAACGUGGAUAUUGGUAUGACGUGCAAGUGAAACAGAUAACAGUUAAUAGACGAAACCGUGAAGUAAUAGGAGAUAUAAUACUUGGAUCGAAUAAAGCAGUAUUGAACAAUUGUCGAUUGAUGUUCCUCGAUGAUAUCCUAAAAAUAAAACCUUAUAAGUUGGUUGCAGAGAGGACUGAAGAUGAUGAUGCAAUCAUGCAAACAAUGCCUUCCAUUGAAAGAGCUGGAGCUUUAACAUGUACUAAGUGCAAAGACAACAUUAAUAAACUAUGUGUUGACUGCGGAUGUAGUAUUUGUGGUGGUAAAGAAGACGAAGGAAAACAAUUAAUGUGUGAUGAAUGUAAUGAAGGUUUUCAUAUAACUUGCCUUUCACCACCCUUGACAGAAAUUCCAGAAGAUGAUGAAUGGUUUUGUCCAACUUGCAAAAAUGAUGAAAACGAAAUUGUGAAAGCUGGUGGAAAAUUAAAAGCUACCAAAAAGAAGAAAUUAGCUUCGACAUCAAAACGUGAUUGGGGAAAAGGUAUGGCAUGUGUUGGUAGAACCAAAAAGUGUAACAUUGUUCCACCAAAUCAUUUUGGUGCUAUUCCUGGUGUUGAAGUCGGUACAACAUGGCUAUUUCGCGUUCAAGUAUCUGAAAGUGGUAUUCACCGUCCACCAGUUGGAGGAAUACAUGGCCGUGAUAAUCAAGGUGCAUUUAGUAUUGUAUUGAGUGGUGGUUAUGAAGAUGACAUUGACAAUGGUGAAGAAUUCAUGUACACUGGUUCAGGUGGUAGAGAUCUGUCAGGGAACAAACGCACUGCUCUGCAGAGUUGUGACCAAGAAUUGACACGUAACAACAGGGCUUUAGCUCUCAACUGUAAUGCAGAAAUCAAUGAUAAGGAAGGAGCGACAGCUGUGGAUUGGAAAAAAGGCAAACCGGUUAGAGUUGUACGGAAUUAUAAACUUCAUAAACAUUCCAAAUAUGCACCCGAAGUGGGCAAUCGUUACGAUGGUCUUUACAAAGUCACAAAGUAUUAUCCAGAAACUGGAAUAUCUGGGUUUGUUGUAUGGCGUUUUGUAUUGAAAAGAGAUGAUCCUGCUCCAGCACCUUGGACAGCCAAAGGCAAAAAGCGUAUAGCUCAACUUGGUCUUGAAAUAAUUUAUCCAGAAAACUAUAUGCCUUCUACUGGACUUGACAAUACAAAAUUACCAGGCUCUAACAGAAAGAGAACACUACAUGAUACUGAAAUAGAAAAUAAUGAAACAGACCAACUUUUACCAAAAAAGAAAGAUGAAGGAAAAAGUUCUGAGAAGAAAGCAAAAAUGCAAUAUAUACUCGAAAAAGAAGCGGAAGAGUUAAUCAAAGCUGAUGCUGCCAAUAAAAAAUAUUGGGAUGAUUGUAAAGAGAUGUUAAAAGACGGCAAAAAGGCAUUUUUGGAUAGAGUUGAAGAAACUUUUAUGUGCAUAUGUUGUCAGGAUAUUGUCUAUGAACCAAUCACAUUAAACUGUUCUCAUAAUAUUUGUAAAGGAUGUUUGAAAAGAUCAUUUGCUUCUAAGGUUUACCAAUGCCCAUCAUGUAGAGCUGAAUUGGGAAAAACUUAUCUCAUGAACAUUAAUACUAUGUUAGAUAACACACUUUUAUAUUUCUUCCCUGGAUAUAACACUGGCCGUUAAUAAUUUUUUUUGUGGCUUAAACAUUACUUAAUAUAAUUUUCAUUAUUUGUCUCAGCA